Molecule: messenger RNA, 1469 nt
Organism: Patiria miniata (bat star)
Lineage: Eukaryota; Metazoa; Echinodermata; Asteroidea; Valvatida; Asterinidae
Product: histamine H2 receptor-like
Exons: 2
Coding region: 284-1168 (294 amino acids)
Biological process (GO): G protein-coupled receptor signaling pathway
Cellular component (GO): membrane
Molecular function (GO): G protein-coupled receptor activity
Source: RefSeq, a predicted model, not a curated record
CCAGGGUUUUUGGGACGUAACGUCUGGUUUUGGGAUCUCCGCACACUGUGAGAUAGACAUCCUCGGCGGGCCGAACUCAAGUCGACCAUACCAGCAGGAUUGUCAGCAAGGUCACACGUGGGCAGAGGACGCUACGGACACAGACGGUAUACUACCAGGGCAUGCAGGCACCGGUGCACCACAACCACACCAAUCCGAACACUUCACACGGACCGUUGAUUUGGGCCCACUUUCGUUGAUUGUUUUAUAUUCAUCUAGUAAGGGAACGACGUACGUUGAAACCAUGAACGCCAGCGACAUCAUCACUGGAGCAAGGUACGCACUGACGGGGAUUGCCGCGGUGGCCACGGUGGAGAAUCUCUUGGUGUUAGUGGUGUUUGCUUGUACCAGCCGUCUCAGAAUGAAGUACUACGGCUUCCUCAUCAACCUGACGUUGGCUGACCUGUUUUACGCCGUCAUGGCCAUCGCAUUCACUUGGGGAGGAUCUGAAAUUCUCUUCUCUAUCUUCAUCUCGGGCUACUUUGUCGGCGUUUGGACGAUCCUUGCCGAAGGCAUCAACCGCUACCUGGCUGUGUCCUUUGUGGACACGGCUCGCUACGACGUGUUGGUCACCAGGAACCGCUUGGUGGCAGUUUGCGUCCUCAUUUGGGUCGUCUCAGUCGCGAUCCAUGUCCUGCUGGCUAUCCUGCCGGACUCUGACUUUGAAUCCAACUUUGACGGAGUGAUCAAGCCAGUGACUGUGUUCGUCUUUUGGCUGAUAACCGCCGUUCUUUACAUCGUCGUUUUCCGUAAGAUCAAGGGUUACACUACUCGUCUCGAAUCCAGCCCGUCAUUGGAGACAUCAUGCAUCGAAGAGCAGGUCAGCACCCGAGUGCGUCAGACCCGCCGCUUGCUGGUCACUUUCACUCUGAUUCUAAUCACGUCAUUCAUCUGCUGGAUGCCGUUAAGCGUGAUGAAUAUGGUGGCCCACAUUCACAGAGAUUUGGAGUAUCAAAAUGCAGUCUUCUGGCUCACUGGAACGGUCUACUGUGUGGCACCGAUGAUCAACCCUUGGAUCUACUGGAUGCUGGUGCCUGGUUUCAGAGAGGGAUCACGCCAAAUGUUCUGCAGGUGUUUCAAUCGUGAGGUUCCUGCAGGCGAUGAGACUGUCUUAGAAACUGGCAUGUAAAAGAACAUUAAAUUGUGGUAUACGUAGUUGACAAAAGAGUUUCCAAUACUAUACUUUGAUUUAAAGGUUUACGCUGUUGUUAUCGUCAGUUGUAAUAUUUGAAGGUUUUGCAUAUUUAGUAGCCCCGUAAAUGUGGCCUUUUUGCUGGACUACCUAGGCCACACUUCCACAUGUACAAAAACGUGUCCAACUGUGUCAAAUUUUGUUUUUCACAUUUAGGCUUAGUUUGUACAGUUUUUUGCUGUAGAAGCAUACUCAUCCUCUUUAUAGGCUAAUCAGAAAGUGCUGCCUUUUUCAGAUG